Messenger RNA from Anneissia japonica, 1701 nucleotides. RefSeq names its product probable serine/threonine-protein kinase roco5. Gene Ontology annotation, molecular function: nucleic acid binding. NCBI's taxonomy places the organism in Eukaryota, Metazoa, Echinodermata, Crinoidea, Comatulida, Comatulidae. Bases 1 to 1701 code for a protein of 566 amino acids. The record is from RefSeq and is a predicted model, not a curated record. The transcript is spliced from 13 exons.
AUGAUAGAUUAUGGUGCCAUUAGGGAAUCUAACAGCCCUUAUGCAUCUCCGAUAGAGUUAAUUAGAAAGAAAGAUGCACGGUUACAUUCUGAUCAGGGUAGAAACUUUGAGUCUGAAGUGAUAUCCGAAUUGUGUAAGUUAUGUGGAAUUACCAAGUCACAUACGACCCCCUAUCACCCUCAGGGUAACCCAAGUGAAGGCCUAUCUCCAGUGGAUUAUUAUAAACGGAAUUAUUGUAUCGGGUAUGAUGAUACAAAGAGGAAAGAACAGAAAGAAGAACUCUUAAAACUCUUACUCACGGGAAUUGUCCCAUUAGAAAUAUUGUCCCGUGGCACUGAAGCACUGAAAGCGUUUAAUGAAGCUCUUGCAGAGGGAGAAGCAGAAGUUGAUCAAGGAAGAACAAUAUUCAUAGGCCUCGAAAGAGUAGGGAAAACGUCUACCAUCAAGUCAUUUCUAAAUAUUACUUUCAAUCCACAUGAGGAAAUUACUGAUGCAAUUGCAGACAUAACAACAGUAUGCUCUGAGGAUUUGCAUGAUGAGUUUAACUGGAGGAAAACAACACAUGAUGAUCAAGGAGUUACUGACAUCUAUGAGGCGGAAGUGUCAGAAUCAAUAGCCAAAACAUUGUUAGAAAAAGAGAAAAUAAUACCAGAGGAAAGCUUGUUAUCAUCAAGUAUUAACGCAGAAGGACAGAAAACCACAGAUGAUCAGGGGCAAUCAUCGUCGGGAGAUUCCAAAAGCCCAGAAAUAGAGCCAGAUAUUAAAAAGAGACGAAUGAACCCAUCCACACAGUUAUCUUUCGAUGAGGUUCCUGAAAACAUCGCCACUAAAGUUGAGGAGAGAAUUAAUGUAAUCAAGUUCAAACAAAAUCAAACAAAAAGUGAAUCUAGCAACAGUUUCGUCAUGAACAUCUGGGACUUUGGAGGCCAGCCGGUAUACCACGUUAUACAACGGAUUUUUUUAGUAUCCUUUGCAGUUAUUUGUGUGGUGUUCAAUUUAAAAGACGACCUCGACGAGCCUGCUGAAGUUAGAGAUCCAACAACUGGUGAAAUAUACCAACAUCGAAUGACUAACCUUCAGUUUAUUCUUUACUGGAUUCGAUCAGUAUAUACGAAUACAAAAGGUUUCAAUUUCGAUAACGGACAACUUUCACCGCCCAUACUAGUGAUUGGUACGCAUCUAGGCAGCCUCGAGGGGAAUGAAGUACAAAAGAGAAAUAAGGCCGAAGGAAUAUUCUGUAGAAUUCGGAAAGCAAUGGAGGGCAAACCUUAUGAAGCAAUGGUGUUUCCUAAGUUUUUUGCUAUUGAAAACAGCUUACCAUUUUCCAUGAGCAACGCUUCUAACAUCAUGAAACAAAUUCUGAAAUUUGCAAAAAAGAUGGUCAGAAAACUGCCUUUAAAAUGGUUGCUUUUUCAACAAAAAAUACAAACGUUGAGAAAGGAGCAUAUCUAUUUACCAACGAACAAGGUGAUUGAAUUAGUUGAUCUCUGCAGGAUCAAACAUGACGCUCAGAGGGUGCUGCUUGAAUAUUUACACGACAUUGGUGAGAUCCUCUACUUUCCUGAUGACCAAAAUUUAAAGGAAAUUGUUGUUUUAGAUCUGAUGGGAAUAGUGGACAUGUUUAAAACAAUAAUCACUGUUGUAGAGCCUCAGCUUAUGCAUGAAAGAGUACUUGGUACUUUCUUCUUUUUUCCACCCUAA